CCCAGAGCUCACAUGAACCUGGGUACUUAAAAUAUGCUAUCUCUGCUCUGCUCUUCGCUCCUGGUCAUUCUAGCUCAACAGUCUCUAUGCAGGGCUCAGAACCAUGGUGGGCAGCUGUCUGCUCCGCGAGGCAGCAAGGCCGUGUUGGAGAGGAAACAGUUCUGCCACUGGCCCUGUAAGUGCCGGGCUAAGCCCCAGUGUGCCCCAGGGGUCAGCUCUGUGCUGGAUGACUGCGGCUGCUGUAAGAGCUGUGCCCGGCAAAUCAGAGAGGCCUGCAAUGAGAGGGACAUCUGCGACCCCCACAAGGGCAUGUACUGCGAUUUCUCUAAAGACCAGCUGCGAUAUGAGGUCGGAGUCUGCGCUUACUUGAUGGCAGUGGGCUGUGACUUGAACUGGGCCCACUAUGAGAACGGCGAGGCCUUUCAGCCCAGCCCACUGUAUAAGUGCACGUGCAUCGCGGGAGCCAUCGGCUGCACCCUGGCCUUCAUAAGGAAGCCUGCUGGUCUCCUGGGUCCUGCCCCUCUGAGGAGCAACACACCCCUGCCAGCCGGCCACCAGAGCGCCCCCGGUGCUUCCAGGAAGCACCAGCAGGAUACGACCUACAUGGCCACCAUGCCAGCUUACAGGGAUCCUCCUUUAGUCUGGAAGAAGAACUGCCUGAUCCAGACCACUCCGUGGAGUCCCUGCUCCAAGACCUGCGGCCUGGGUAUCUCAGUCUGGGUCAACAACGACAACGGCAAGUGUGAGAUGAGGAAGGACCGCCGCCUCUGCCUGCUGCGGCCGUGUGAGAAGAGCAUCAUGAAGAACGUCAAGAUGCUGAGAGGAAAGAUGUGUAAGCCCAAGUUCCAGGCCAAGAAAGCGGAGAAGCUGACCCUGUCUGGGUGUACCAGCACCAAGAGUUUCAAACCCACUUACUGCGGCAUCUGCACCGACAAGCGCUGCUGCGUCCCCAACAAAUCCAAAAUGGUGGCCGUCAACUUCAAGUGCAAGGGCGGCUCCAGCGUGCGCUGGAAGAUGCAGUGGAUAAUGUCCUGCGUGUGCCAGAGGAAGUGCGAUGACCCUGAGGACAUGUUCGCAGAGCUACGCUUCCUCUAGCACCUUCUCCAGCAUCUAUAUCAACCUUAGAGCCUCAUCCAUGUCCAUGCCCACAGACUCCAACACUGGCCUGGCCUUACUGCUUCUGACCAAGUCAUGAUGGUUAAGUGGACAGGACUGAACCCUGGUCACAGUUCAGUCUGGGCAUGAAAUGCUCCUGAACAGUGCCUGUGUUCUCUGGCUAGAUGCCAGUGGGCUGAUAUGAAAAGUUGAAACACGUGGAACCUCAACUCAUGAAGUUUGACUGGAUAGAGACAACUAGGGCUUGGCAGAUUGCUUAACAAUUAACAUGAAGGGAAACGUAAUGUAAGUAAUUUGGGGUUAGACCUCAUGAUAAAAUGAUAUGGUUUUUACAGUACCUCAUUAACAAUAGGGCUGUCAGUGAGGCCAGUAGUGGUAACAGGGAUAGAUAGAGCAAACAUGUUAUGGGUCAGUUUUCUUCUUAAAUAUUUUUUAAGAUCUAGAGAACCACUGAUCGUAACCCCUAAUCAAUGCCAAACACAGUGUUGUACCAGCUGGAUCACAAUUAAUCUUUCUACCAGUUAAUUCACAACUAAGUUAGCUUCAAAAUACCUCAUACUAUCUCAAAUCCACUUUGAUUCACUACAGAUUUGGAUUGUUAGUUUGAAUUGUUAGUUUGGUAUAAAUGUU
Coregonus clupeaformis (lake whitefish) is the source of this 1746-nucleotide messenger RNA. Its product is annotated as cellular communication network factor 6-like. NCBI's taxonomy places the organism in Eukaryota, Metazoa, Chordata, Actinopteri, Salmoniformes, Salmonidae. Gene Ontology annotation, cellular component: extracellular region; extracellular matrix. The transcript has 5 exons. Gene Ontology annotation, molecular function: heparin binding; integrin binding. Gene Ontology annotation, biological process: cell adhesion; signal transduction. The coding region runs from base 34 to 1095 and encodes 353 amino acids. The record is from RefSeq and is a predicted model, not a curated record.